Messenger RNA from Nothobranchius furzeri (turquoise killifish), 2860 nucleotides. The record is from RefSeq and is a predicted model, not a curated record. Lineage: Eukaryota; Metazoa; Chordata; Actinopteri; Cyprinodontiformes; Nothobranchiidae.
GCGGAUGCAAAACCCGGAAAAACUUUCUUAGCAAUCCAUCACUGCUCCGGAACUUUUCCCCUAUAACUAUUGAAGAGUCGGUCGUGUAGACAUUUAUCUAGGGGGUUGACCGUGUAAAGAAGUGCUUUUUGUAUGCGUUUGCUACUUUUAACCUGUUAUAGGUUAAGGUAGGGAUAGUGGUUUGUCUGUUAUGUUUGUUUACAUGCUGAAUCAGCUGACUAGCUAAUGUUACUGAUUCUGCAAUCAUUAACCGAGUCACAUGAGCCGUUAAUUAUCCACAAACUGUCUCUUCAUAAUUAAAAAAGUUACUUCCGUGAAAGAAUUAAUACGGAAAUACCUAAGUAAACACGCGUUUUUGUUCCUAGUGAGCUACAAUGCGAAGCUAACAUUUAGACGAGGUGUUAGCAACAUAUCGGUCAGAUGAAGUGGCUCGUUUAAAGGCCCUGUGGUGACUUCAUGCCAACAUGCCCUGCUCCUGUGGGGACUGGAGGAGAUGGAUUCGGCCUUUGGUCGUCGUGUUGUACAUUUUGCUGCUGUUAGUCGUCCUGCCCUUGUGUAUCUGGGAGCUGCAGAAAUCAGGGAUGACUUGUGUGAGUUUAAAUCCUUCCAGGGAAACCUCAGAGUCUGCUAUGAGCUUGUUCUUCCACGCCUCUGCAAACAAACAUCAGGCUGUCAGUAGUCCAGCAGCAGCCGGGCCAGCACUGAGAGCUCAUCCAAUUUAUUGGGGAGGGAGCAGACAUUUCCCAUAAUCGCAAAAGGUUGGCACUCAUAACAAAGCAUGGUUCAUUGCUGGGAUAUUUGUGUUCAUGACCAUACCUAUAUCGCUGUGGGGCAUCCUUCAGCACUUGGUGCACUACACACAGCCAGAACUGCAGAAACCCAUUAUCAGGAUAUUAUGGAUGGUCCCCAUCUACAGCUUGGACAGUUGGAUUGCACUUAAGUACCCCAGUAUAGCAAUUUAUGUGGAUACAUGCAGAGAGUGCUACGAGGCGUAUGUCAUCUACAACUUCAUGACUUUUUUGCUGAACUACUUGGAGAACCAGUACCCCAGCCUGGUGAUGAUGUUGGAGGUGCAGGAGCAGCAGAAACACCUGCCGCCCCUGUGCUGCUGUCCCCCAUGGCCGAUGGGAGAGGUUUUACUGCUGAGAUGUAAACUCGGAGUGUUGCAGUACACUGUCGUCAGACCCGUCACAACAGUCAUCGCUUUAAUCUGCCAGCUGUGUGGAGUUUAUGACGAAGGCAACUUUAGUUCUGCAAACGCUUGGACAUACCUAGUCAUCUUCAACAACAUGUCACAGCUGUUUGCUAUGUACUGUCUGGUGCUGUUCUACCGAGCUCUGAGAGAUGAGCUGAGUCCCAUCAAGCCCGUGGGAAAGUUCCUGUGUGUCAAAAUGGUGGUGUUUGUUUCUUUUUGGCAAGCCGUGCUGAUUGCUUUGCUGGUAAAAGUGGGCAUCAUCUCAGAAAAGCGUACGUGGGACUGGCAAAGUGUGGAAGCUGUGGCUACUGGGUUACAGGACUUUAUCAUAUGUGUGGAGAUGUUUCUCGCCGCUAUUGCUCAUCACUUCAGCUUCACCUACAAACCCUACAUCCAGGAGGCAGAGGAAGUGUCCUGCUUUGCCUCUUUCAUGGCCAUGUGGGACAUCUCGGAUGUCAGAGCGGACAUUUCAGAACAAGUUCGCAAUGUUGGGAGGACAGUCAUGGGCCGUCCAAGAAAGUCCUACUUUGGUGAAGAUCAAAAUGACGGUGAGCGAUCCGGUCUUCUCUCUUCAGCGUCUCAAGACGCCAUCACCGAAACUGCGUCUAAAGGCCAGUAUGAAGGCCUGGGCAGAACCCUCACUCCGCAUUCUCUGUCAGCACCUGCUGGGCUGGACUCGGCUGCAUUGAAUGAUGGUUUGGAGUCUAGACCUGAAUCAACCCAAGACCAUGGAAGGACCAACCGAACCAAAGAACCAGAAGAGGCAGAUCUCAUUGUGAUCAUCUAGCGUGGACUGGUGUGACGUGGUUGGGCAGGUCCCAGUUACAGCCUUUUAGUUUCUUCAGAUGUUACUGAUGGAACUCAAAGUGGUUUACAGGGGCGCAUCAGCCCAAAAGGACCUUUCUGCUGGUGACAGCUCGAAGAUUGUUUGAACUUACGGCACAACUAACCGGUUUACAAAAUGCACUCGAAGCGGUUUUAUGUUGUCCGAAACACUUAUGCAGAAGCUCGUGUUGGGAUACUGUAGUUUCAAAACUUGCCCUUAAGAACAUAAGAACAUCCAGUAAAGGACCUACUGGUGCACGAUCGUUCACAGGACAGACUCGUUGGGUUUGUCUGAGUGAAACAGGUCCAUGCUUCUCACAAGCAACUUAACCAAACUUAAAUGUUAUGGAUAAAAAAAAAUAACAUUUACAGUUUUUCUUCUUCAGAUUAAAUCUUGGCUUACAGACAGAAAUGAGUGCAUCUCAAAUUAACAAAGGAAUUUCUAAAAAUAUCCAUUUUAAGCAUAAAAAACUGCAUUCUGAAAUCGUACAGUCAACACUGGUAAAGCCUUUAGGACAUACAGCAUUCUCUGUAGUAAACCGAUUUACUUCUCAGAUGCCUUGUUAUAUGUAUUUUAGGACUAAAAUAUUAAUUACACUACAUAAGGAUCAGACUGGAUUGUUUUUGUGACAUCAGCACUUUGUCUUUGCUUUUACAAGCAUUUCCCCCUCUGUUUCUACAAACAGACACCUAACGUAAGGCUAAAGCUGUAUUUCUGUCACACGCACCAGACUGAUACUAUUAUCACAUAACGCCCAUUUUACCUUUUUAUGUUAAGCUUCAAUCAAAUGUGAUGUAAAUAUUUGACUUUUUAUUACAUCAAUAAAACCUUAUCCAACA